Spirometra erinaceieuropaei is the source of this 6082-nucleotide messenger RNA. Lineage: Eukaryota; Metazoa; Platyhelminthes; Cestoda; Diphyllobothriidea; Diphyllobothriidae. The record is from the annotation of a GenBank genome assembly.
AUGGCAUGGAGUAAGUUAAUACGCAAGUAAUUAUAUUGAACUUUUUUUCUCAAAGUCAUGACUGCGGAAAAACUGACCGUUGCUGAUUUCGAGGCCCUCAUAGAACGUGGCUGGAGAAGGUAGGUCUUUCUGAUUAGACCAGGAGUUACACAGCCGUCUCUCUUUCCCUCCAGAACUGGAAACGCCUGUUUCCAGCCGACUAAUUCAAUCAACUGUUGUCCCUGCUACGCCAUUCGAUGCGAUACCCUAAACUUUAAACCCUCCCGCUCACAGCGAAGUGUUCUCACUGAUAUGGUGAACUUCCUCAACACGGGCAAAAAGAGUGAUGGAGAGCGCAUUGCUAGCACGAGGGCAGCAGAGGAGGACCCCUUGCUGGUGGAGCUCAGGAACUCCUACACCUCGGUGGAUGGAGAUGCCUGCGUCAAAUUUCGUAAGUUACACUUUCUUUUUCAGACGCACCCUUCCGAUUCACGUCACUUAUAUUCUCCACUGGCAUUUGAGUCCAUUCAAAUUAACAUGUACCGAUCACACUCAUACAUAUAAGUAUUGACUGGGAGUAGUUGAUCGGCCAAUCAAUCUCAUUUUCUUGACGUCUAGCAGUUGCGCCUGUUCUGGCAAUCAGCAAAAUGAAACAGCGCGAGUGACUAUGGUUCUGUUUUCUGAGAUAUCCCUCCACCCUAGUACGUAUUUGCUGCUGGCCUCCAUGUGAGUUAACAGACGACGAAAGGUCCCCCCCGACGCCCGGGGACAAAAGGUACAGUCUAGCGUAGCGUUGCUGAGUGCGGAAAUAGAUCAUACACCCAUCUUUCAUUGACCUUUAUCUAAGAGGCAUCUUUGGAAUCCCGAGCAGCCUUCAAAAGCCAGGAUUUGCCUAACUGAGAGAACAACCUGGGCUAGCUGGCUAAAGUACUGCGUUGUUAGGAUAUGUGUGCUGACGUCCUCAACCAGCAAGCUCUGUUGCACCGGAAUUUUCGCCAACGUAGUAAGCUUGGGACCGUCUGACGCCCUGCUGAGGCACACGAGACGUUGACUGAAUUUUUGACUUCUGAAAAUAACAACUUGAUCCGAAUAGGCCUGCCUAACAUGGCUUGCGAUUACUGCUUUCCUGCACUUUCAGGUAGAUCCAGACAACGCACCAUCAGCCACUUUCGAGAGGAGGCCCCAGACUCGGGCAUCUGUCUGGUAGGCGAGGAUGAGGACUCCUGGCAGAAGCUGUCGACGGAAUCGGAUCAAAAAGAGAGUGGUGAUCAGCGCAGCGGAUCCUCCAAACGCAAGCGAUGGAAGGCUCUUCAGGAAAAAAUCUACCUUCGCAGUGUCCGCGAGGGCGUACCGUAUGCAAAGCUGAUGGCAGUAAGUCUGAGCUUUUUCAAAUUCCUUAGAAAUAGACUUAUCGCAAACCGUAAAGUCACUACCAGCAAAGCAUCACAAAGGAAUAACCAUAAAUAUGCAGUUUUAAAAAAUUGAGCAAAAUACAGGCGAUUAAACUUUUGCAGCAGGUCGUUCUUGAUGAGGGGACUUGGUAGAAAGAAACCUCCACAAUUAGCCGACAAAUUGCAAACCCUUCUUAGCACUGCCUCAACGCCUGGCUGUUAUUUCCUGAUUAUGACGUCAAAAUUAGUUCCAGUUGAAUUAUUAAGGUUAAACGGACAACGGUAUAGAGAAGGACCCCAGGUAACUGUCAGUAGACUGUGGAUCGCGCCAUAUGAGGUUUUAUUUUGACAUACAUUUGCAGGCUGUUGCAGAAAUUGCACUACCACCAACGAUUACUUCCCAUGGCAUCACAUCUUAACUUGAAAUCCGCAAUUUUGGGAAAUUGACUUUUUGUUUAUUGUUGAAUUACUACUAGCGUAGGAUAAGACUUUAGGCAUAAAUCCAGUUAAUUUCGGUCUUGUCGUUCAUUUUGGCAGCUUACUGUCCAGUGUGCUGUCCCACCCAUAAAACUCCAUUUACAAUAAAUCCCGUAUGGCACGAUCCACAGUCUCAUGGCAGUUAAGCGGGGUCCUUCUGUAUACCGUUGUCGAUAAAAGCUCUGAGACCCGAGCACUGGUUCAAAGAUCGAUCUCAUGAAAUGUUAAUCGAAAUUCUGAAAUGCUUUUUCGAUUUGGAAGGAGUAGUUAAGCGAGUCUGUAAUACCGACUAUCCUACUGCGUACUGCCGUGAUAUUUCGGGCACACUCGGCCGUUGACUUUUAAAUGCAUUUCUUUUCAACCGUCUGAAAAACCGCAUUAAUUAAAAAAUGCCUACUUAAGUAGCAAGCACUUCAUCAUCGAUUUCCCAUGCUCAAAUAGGGAGCAGAAGCAAACUCUCGAUUUCCACAAGAGUCUUACCAAUAUCCUUCCGCCUAGCAUGUUGUUGUUUUUUCUGGUUUUUUUCAGGAAUACUUUGAGCGACGACAGAAACGGUUAGCAAAGAACAAACCCAAAGAGAUGGAAGAAAUUUUGGAACAGAUAAAACCGAAGGGAGAAGCCAAGCACUUCAUUGAGGUGAGUGUUUCAUCCUGCGUUUGCGAAAUUGGUGUUUGCACUUUUUGCAGAUAGUUUUUCAACUAAUGGAAGGACAGACAAGAAACGGAUAGCAUGCUCUUCCACAGCAGUUUUAAGAGCACCUAUACGGUCCUAAACUGCUGAGACCUUUACACAGCUCCAAACUCCAUGUGCACUAAGCUGAAAAGUUGGCAGACUGAAUGCUUGAGAUACCAUCGGCACCUUUUUAAAGAGAUUUCCAGAACUCCAUGUUUACGUCACUCUACCUAAACUACGGUUCUCGCAAAAGAAUUAUCCUCACGCCUUGUGCUUAUUGACUUCCUCCAACAGCUGUGAAACCAACAGAGUUUAGGAUGUUUGAAAAGAACUCUGCUUGCCACUUGAACAGAAGAAAAAACCCGUCGUUCUCUCACGGUGGCUGCUGGACUUGGUGCCCUCAUUUUACAAGUAGCAAAAUUGAUCUACUUCUUACCCUAAGUAAAGUUCUGCUUCUGAAAAGGCAGCAAAAGUAAGUUUGGAAAAGGCCUUCGACAAAGUCUCCAAAUUCAAGCCCGUGGGACAGUCUUGAAAGUUAACAAAUCUUACCACCACAUCGCAUGCGUAGGCGAAUGUAAGUCGAAAGAGAGACGUGUCAAGAUAAGUGUGUCUGUAAGUAGAUUCCAGCCUUUCAAGGCAUGCAGCUCACCAGCCCUUCGCAUGUCUGCACCCAACAGAUGCGCCUCUGUCCAUUAAAUCCGCGGACAGCGGAACUGGAGAAGGUUUUGCGUCAGGAGUUCGAUAUCUACAAGCGGUACUCGGAUCGCGUGCAUGGAACCGUCUACAAGGAGUCGGACUACGACAUCUUUGUGCAGGCUCUGGUCAACUCCCCGAUAAUUGUAAGUUUAUUUUCACUUUCGAGUCCACAAAAAUAACCCCCCCCCUCGGAAGAUAGAUAUAAACGCCGUCGCCUUGUACUGCCUACAGCAAGAAGAUACCGGCGCGGGCAAAAAUUCGCAACUUCCCUCCUUUGGCUCCUUCCAUCAGCAGUACUGGCUUGACGGGAAACAGUUGAUAGCCGUUGGAGUGAUUGACAUCCUUCCGAGCUACGUCUCCUCCAGUUACUUCUUCUAUGACCCUGACUUCGAAUUUCUGCAUUUAGGAACCUACUCAGCGAUGCAGUGAGUCUCUUGCUGAAUUUUUUUGAAUGCGCUUUCAGAAGAUGUUUUUCUAUCGGUGGAUGUAAUGAUGUGGGAAUUGUACAAAUGCUUUCGGGAUCAUAAGAACAAAUUCACAUGUGCGGGAUAGAUAUUAACACCUGCCAGAGAGACUGGAAUGACCACUUUGUCUCUCUAAGUAGCCCUCUUCAGCCAGUCGUACCUGAACCCCGGGCUUUGAAUGAUCAGCUAUUAGAACUCGGAUAAUUUGGUCACGGGAAGUCAAGUUCAACGCUAACCGCCACGCGACCACAUAAGAGGGCUAUAGAUUCAGUUCCGAGGCGCAAAAGGACGAUCACUUCUUGGAGUGUAAGCGGAUCGGCAAACAACCCACUCAAAUGAGGUCCAUGUAUUGAGAUACGCAGAAAUUCCACAUCAAGUGCAUGUCAAUAGGAAGAAAAAAAUAAGGCGUUGUCUGGAAAAGACAACGUAAUCAUUUGACCUAAGCGGAUGCAUUGUCAACAAUAACCGAUAGAAAAGUUGCCUGUCUCACUUAGCCCUCUUGCUGACUAUGUUUGAUCUCGACAACUUUUCGAGGUAGUUAUGCACUUCUGUGUAGUCUGGUGGUAGGCAGUCUGAGACGGCUAAGGAAGUUGCUGUCGCAUUGUCAGAGAUCAGUCAUGCCUCGGGCUACCUGGAACGUGGUGACGGGCUCAGUUCCAUCUCGUACCGCAACAACAGCCAUGUAUGUUAUCCUGUGUUCAGAACUAUGACAAGUAACGCAACAAAUUUACUCUAAAAUUGACAGUUGAAUUAGAUCGAAUUAUUCCGGUCUUGAGAGCGCUUUAUUGCAGCAAAAUGGCUUAAAGUGCUCUAGAAGCGUUUUCGGACCCUCCGGCAAAAAGAAACAGCGAGUGAACAAUUCUCCUGCUGUUUAACUGCAAUAUUUAUGACCACAACACUUCCUUCUGCGGAGUAAAGGCGUAAACCCAGUAUGCCUGGUUUACAGCGUGUUCUAACAAUAAUUGUUCGUUUUUAAAAUGAAAAUAUAAUUAUCACGGAAAUCUUAGUUUCGCGCAACAAUAUUAGCCUUUUAGAUGUCUUCGAUCUUCAUGCAAGUACGCAAUUGGAGACCAACCGCUAGAUGAGUGACAUAGCUUACUUUACAUAUACAGAUCUAACAUGUACCACAAAAAUAACAAAGGCCACCUAGGGUACACUCCUCUCAUUAUUGGAAUAAUUGGAUGCAGUUUUAAGGCGGUUAGUUACGCGGGUAAAAUAACGACGAAAUUCCCCAGUGAGAGACGAAUUCACAGAAGGAGCAUACAACAGCAAAUCAUCCGCUCUGCCCAUCGCUUGCAACGCUCAGCAACACAAACGACCGUCACUGUAAUAAAAGUGGGCAGUUAUAACCAAACCAUGGAUUUUGGGGCUCUUGAAACGUUUCAUCCCUCUCACCCGAAGCACAACUUUGAAGUAACUUUUCUUGUACGGGAGGUUUGACCACAGACAACCUUCCAAACUAAGCAUGAUUUUGAAAUCCAAACUGUCCACACCAAGGCAGGCGAAUGCCUAACGGUCCUCUUACGACAGAAUUCCGGACAGGUUUACCUAAUUAAAAGAAAAGACAGGUUUUCUUUGAUUAUGGUUUACACAAAUUCGCGGACCAUUGUUUCUCAAUGCCGGCCUCCAAAACCUCCCUCCGUUGACAAUGAUGACACAUCAGUUGCAGUUGUUUUGCGCAUGGUGCUCGUUCGCGUUUUUGAUUCCAACUAGUGAGUGCCUAGAGGAAACCCUCGCUGCAUUAUGUUAUUAUUUUUUAAAGAUUCUCCUUCCGGUUAAACAGUCUGAAAUGUUAUUCGACCCUUUUCGGAAAUGUGUGCAAUGAAUCAGAAUGAUUGACGAGGUACUUCUUAUCUAACUUUAUACAGAGAGAUCCAGAUGGUCCGGAAUAUCUACCGUCUCUACGGACCAGAAAGUCGGAAGCCCGUUCCAGCCCUCGCCGGAUUCAAGUACUACACCAUGGGCUUUUACAUCCACUCCACGGAUAAGAUGAACUACAAGGGCAGAUUUUCCUCCUCCUACCUUGCCUGUCCUGAGUCCCAUACCUGGUAUCCGAUCGAGAAGUGUCGACCACUGCUCAACGUCAAUAAGUACUCCCGCCUUUCACCUCCGCAUAUCCCUGAUUCCCAGACUACCAGUAAACUUUCAACGGAGGAACUCCUUCAGCGACUGAUCUUCAUAUUCCUACGCUCCUCGCCGCCCAGCAGUAAGAUCCCCGUUCUGGAGAAACUACGGUUGGCACUGACAAAGAAGAAGGGGACCGAUAAGGAGGCAAUUCUGAUGCCUCUGGCAGAACUCAGUCUCUUUACUAAUAAGGAACUUGUUGAAAUGAUUGUGGACUGGUCUGAUGCCGCAGGUCUUAUCUCUCUGGACGGCCGGAUGCUGGUGAACUACGUCUGGUGA